Messenger RNA from Entamoeba invadens IP1, 1458 nucleotides. Its product is annotated as 3-ketoacyl-CoA synthase, putative. Gene Ontology annotation, molecular function: acyltransferase activity, transferring groups other than amino-acyl groups. The record is from RefSeq and is a predicted model, not a curated record. Gene Ontology annotation, cellular component: membrane. Lineage: Eukaryota; Evosea; Mastigamoebida; Endamoebidae. Gene Ontology annotation, biological process: fatty acid biosynthetic process. The transcript has a single exon. Bases 1 to 1458 code for a protein of 485 amino acids.
AUGGCUGAAAAACCUGCAUCACUUCAUGAAUACUGGUACCCAACUCAUGCCGGAGAGCAAAACCCAGCCCUUGACUCUUUGAAAAAGAGUGUGAAGAGGCAGAAACCUCUCACUCGAUUUAUCCAAGCUAUCCCAAUGGCUUUAUUACUCUUUGCGAUGUAUGCUUGGGUCACUUUUGUGCUCACGUUCUUUACAGGGGAAGAACUGUUCAGUUCUGAAAACACCAUAGGAUUUGUUUUGGCUCUAUCCACUGCUGUUGUUAUUCUUGGAGGAGUCAUUUACAAAUACGCUGUUACCCACCAUGUCUACUUGGUCGACUUUACUGUAGCUGAAUUACCUGAGGAGUAUGAAGUACCAAACUCGAACAUACAAGGCCCGCUCACACCUGCUUUUAAACCAGAAAGUGUUGAGUUUGUGGAGAAACUUGCUAAGAGAACAGGAUUAGGAGAGCACACAUACUUCCCUAAAGUAUUCCACCAAAAGGAACUCAUUCGACCAACAAUGGAAUUGUCAAGAGAAGAGGCGAUGCUCGUUGCGACAAACACAUGCGAUAAGUUGUUCGAACAAACCAAAAUAAGUCCUAAGGAUGUCGACUGUGUCAUUACCAACUGCUCAUUGUUUUGUCCAACACCAAGCAUGUCUGCGAUGAUUAUGAAUCACUACAAAAUGAGAGACACUUGCAAAAACUUCUCUCUUGGAGGUAUGGGUUGCUCCGCAGGACUGAUUUCGAUUGACUUGGCAAAAGACUUUUUAGCUUCGCAUUCAAAUAGCAAUGUUCUUGUUUUUUCAACAGAAAACAUCACACAUUCAUUGUACUAUGGAAAUGAAAGAUCGAGAUUGUUACCAUACACAUUGUUUAGACUAGGAGGUGCUGCUAUUCUUCUUUCGAAUAAAUCAUCAAUGAAAAGAAAGGCCCUGUAUGAAUUGACCAAUUUAGUCAGAGUGAACAGGUCGUCUGAUGAUGAAAGUUAUAAUGUUGUCUUUCAGUCUGAGGACGAAUGUGGAGAAAAGGGUAUUGCCCUUGGAAGACAGUUGGUUACUUGUGUCUCUAAGGCACUUGCAAAGAACUUGUCAAUCCUUUUCCCACAAGUUUUGACAUACAAAGAGUUGCUCAAAUAUGGAAUUGAUUAUAUUAAAAGAAUGACAAAUGCCGAGUAUAGAAAGAAUGCCAAGCCAUACAUUCCCGACGUCUCUGAGACGUUCCAGGGUUACUGCAUUCAUGCUGGAGGACGUGGUGUUAUUGACGGAAUUCAGAAGAAUUUUGGGCUUUCUGAUGAAGAUUGUUUGGCGUCUCGAGCGAGUUUGUACAGAUUUGGAAACACCUCUUCUGCGUCUAUUUGGUACGAGUUGAUGUUCAUCGAACGAUGCAAAUAUUUGAUGAGAGGAGACAACGUUUUGCAACUCGCCUUUGGUUCUGGGCUUAAGGUCAACUCCGCGGUGUGGCAGAAGUUGAACUGA